Molecule: messenger RNA, 1427 nt
Organism: Leptinotarsa decemlineata (Colorado potato beetle)
Lineage: Eukaryota; Metazoa; Arthropoda; Insecta; Coleoptera; Chrysomelidae
Biological process (GO): regulation of DNA-templated transcription
Molecular function (GO): DNA-binding transcription factor activity, RNA polymerase II-specific; RNA polymerase II cis-regulatory region sequence-specific DNA binding
Source: RefSeq, a predicted model, not a curated record
UUGUCUCUGUAUAUACUAUGGUAUUACAUUUCAGAUUCAAUUGGAAAGAAAUAUAUUGUGCUCUAUUAUUCACUUUUUCUUUACCAAUAUAAAGUUUUGUUUAAUUCUUCAGAUUGUGUGUUACCCAAAGAUAAGUAGUGAUAAAUCCACGUUGUGGUUAUCUUUCUUGAAAAUUGAAGUAUAUAAUGACGACUGAUAAUUGUGGAAGACUAAUUAAAGAGGAGGAGGAAAAGGAGGAAUGUAAUGCAGUCCAAAGGAUUAUGAAAUAUGAAUUAGAGGCAAAACAAGUCAAAAGUGAAGAUCUCAUUGAUGUUGUUGAUCAUGAUUUGAAAUCUGAGAGGUACUUUGAAGAAGUAAAAGAAGCCUCACACUGUGAGGUAUGUGGAGGUUUGCUUGGUCCAACUGAUUUCUUCAGCUCUGAUCUUUGGAAAUUCUGUUGCCAAUGCCAGAAUGGGUCUAAUACUAUGCAAGAUGAAUAUUUGACUGUAGAUUUGAAACCACUUGCUUCAGAUCUUGGAAGCUCUCUUUUUAGAACCCAAAAAGAAGCAAUUUUUGUGAAGGAAGAGGAGAUAAUCAAUGAAAAUAUGUUGAAUGAAAGUGUUCAUUUUGUUCAACCCAAAAUAUCAUGUGAAACAGAGGAAAACGAAGACCAGUCAAUCAAUUUGAAUGAAAGAACUGAUGUGAAAUCUGUUGAAAAUACCUAUACAGGGAAGAUGCCACUUCAUCAUAAAAUUUGCGAAAGUAGCUUGAAAUUGCAUGAAAAUAUUAAUACAGGCGAAAAAUCAUUUCAAUGUAAAAUCUGCUCUAGAUCAUAUACUGGGCCUAGUGAUUUAAAAAACCAUGAACAAAUUCAUAUUAAGGAAAAACCGUUUCAGUGUAAAAUCUGCUCCAAAUUAUUCUUUCGGUGUGAUCAUUUGAAAAGACAUGAAACAAUUCAUACUGGCGAAAAACCGUUUCACUGUAAAAUCUGCUCUAGAUCAUUCAUUCAUGGAGGUGAUUUGAAAAAACAUGAAAAAAUUCAUACUGGCGAGAAAUCUUUUCAGUGUAACAUCUGUUGUAAAUCAUUCAAUGGAAGUAGCAGUUUGAAAAGACAUGAAAAAAUUCAUACAGGGGAAAAAUCGUUUCGAUGUAACUUCUGCUCCAAAUCAUUCAAUCACUGUGGUAACUUGAAAACACAUGAAAAAAUACAUACUGGCGAAAAACUGUUUCAGUGUAAAAUCUGCUCUAAAUCAUUUAAUCACUGUGGUUACUUGAAAAUACAUGAAAAAAUUCAUACUGGCGAAAAACCCUUUCAGUGUAAAAUCUGCUCUAAAUCAUUCCGUCAAUGCAGUCAUUUGAAAGAACAUGAAAAAAUUCAUACCGGCGAGAAACUGUUUCAGUGUAAAAUCUGCACUAAAUCAUUCUUUCGCAAAAGUUAUUUGAAAGGA